GUGUGACAGCGUUCCAGCUCCUUGUCCGAACCCGAACCCCUUUGGACCAAAGUUUUUGCUGUAACAGCCUGUUGGAAAGAAAAGCAAAAAAAAUGGAGCUUGAAAGGAUCAGCAUGAGCAACACUGCAUGGUUUAAUUACAGAAGUGCAUCUAUGCAGCACAAGAUUAAGGAACUUUGGAGUCCAGGCAGUCGGCGAAGAGCCAAACAAGAUUGGGCGUGAGCUAAAUUUCGAGAUUUGAUAACAAAUCUGAGAAAAAGUAACAGAAGCUUCCUGUCUCGAUGAAUGGCGAGGCGCUAUGGACCAAUAAGAGGGUGGCGGUGAGGAUGCAACAGUGAUCCAGGAAGAAACACCCCAUUGUUUCCCGGGACUUUGUGGAAGUGUGACCUCGCUCCUGCCGGCUCCGGCUGCUCAUUCAACAGCAAACUGAAGGACUCCAUUGACAGGCCAGUAUGAGUGGAGGAGUCAAUGUGAAGUCAGCCCCUCGGGCUCCUACCUCGUCAGGGAUCCCCCUCCCACACAGCUUGUUGCCCUCCUCUCCCAAAGCAGACACCCGCCGUCGGGCUUGUGACCUACCUAGGCCCUCAACGCAGACGCCCAAACACACACCCACUCACACUCCCACUCACACACCCUUGCACUCUCCUUCACUCUCCCGGCGGAGCUCCAGCAUCCCUGGGCCUGUCUCCAGAGACUCAACCAGAGACUCUGGCCUGAAAAGUCAGCUCUUUAAGCGGACAGGAGCUCUACCUGCCCCCCAGGUGUCACGCUCUGCCUACAGCAGCCCAUUAAACCAGCGAAGGGGGCUACCACCACACUCCAAAGACACUCUGGAUCUAGCAAAAGCUUCACCUCAUGUCCUCUCACAGCUACCACAUGAUGGAAAUCAUAACAGAAACACCUUCACCAAUAAGAAUCAACCAUUGGGUAGCGGCAACAGCAACCUCCGUCCACCGCUCCAGUUCAGAAGAGGAGGCAAUUCUAACAGUGUAUCCAUGGUAACGAGUGAGGUUGUGUCUAAAACUGAGGAAGAGAACCAGCAAAUUCAGACCACCAGGUCAACCAACAGUAACCUUGCUCAGACAAGCUACCAUCCUGCAGUCAGAGGCCACUGUGACUCCACCAGCCAAUCAGACGAGGAGAUGGGCACCCCUGAGGACAGCAGUCCUGCCUCCUCUCCAGGUCCCCUGCCACUGCCACCACUUACUUUCACCAUGCCAGAAAAGUCUAAAAUUGCUGUCAAUGUGCAGGAUCACAUUGACAGCUUAGAGGAGGAGGAAGAGUCCACAGAGACGCUCACGCCCAAAGUCAACAUGGCCACUGUGGCUCCCUUCAGCUACAGGGUCCAAGUGCUUGAGGGUGAAUAUUCGGUUGAUGACCUGAGUGACUGCUCAUCUGGAUCCAUAGAAGUCUGCUGUGAUGACCUAACAGCAGGAGGGAUGCUGGAGGCUAAUGUGGCUAACAUUAGCAUGACGGCUAAGCCCAGAGAGCUGGACCUGAGGUCCUCUGCUGCUGUCUCCUGCCAGGAAACUCCAGCCCAGGCCAUGGCCUCUAGGAAGUCCUCAGCCAAGCCAUCCGCCCUGCCCCAGGGACCCUCACGUCCCUCUGGGGGAUCAGAGCUCAAGGUCUACCGGCCCACCUCUGGAUCUAUACCUAUACCAGUCCCCAAUCCGUCAGGGCUCCGCAAGCAGCGAUCACUUAGCAACCUGUGUGUGCUCACUGACGCUGAGAAGAAGCUACACCUUUACCAAUCCCCCCGCUGGAAUGACGAUGCCAGCCGGCCUGGCACUGGCAGUGGCACAAACAAGUCAGGCCAGACUAAGACAGUUCAUGCUGGGGGUGGGAGACCUCCACUUUCCAGGACCUUGUCAAAGUCAGAACAGUCUCUUUUCCAGGGAAAGCCCAAGUCUUUCUGCUCUCCUUCAGUAACUUCUAAUGUGAGUAAGCCGAGUAGGAUCCCUGCACCUGGUAAACCACGAGGACCUUAUGCUGAGGUCAAGCCCAUCAGUAAGGCCCCUGAAGCAGGUCAGAGUUCAGACUUAGACCCUGCAGACAAACCUAGUAAAGCUAACUCCAAUGGAGCUGGGAAUACUGUUACUAAUGGCAAGAAACUAGGGGAGAAGGGGAGACCUGCAGCUCCGCCAACAGAGGAGAAGACAGAGAAGAAGGGGAUAGAGGGAGAAGAUGAUAAGGGCUUUCUGAAGGUGGAUCCAGAGCUAGUGGUGACUGUUUUGGGUGACCUGGAGCAGCUUCUCUUCAGCCAAAUGCUCGACCCAGAGUCCCAGAGGAAGAGGACGGUGCAGAACGUCUUGGACCUUCGACAGAACCUGGAGGAAACCAUGACCAGUCUCAGAGGAGUGCAGCUCAGCCACAGCUGUGUCGAGGGGACCAUGUGCUACGACAGCGAUGAGGCUGCUGCCUUCUCAGUUUCCAGUCUAUCCAAUCGCUCCUCUCCACUGUCAUGGCGCCAGGGUCAGGCCAGCCCUCGCCUGCAGGCUGGUGAUGCUCCAUCCAUGGGCAAUGCACAGUCAGACAUCCCCCUCCGCAUCAGCCACACCUCCCGUAUCCACCUCAUCGAGGUGCUGGACGACUCAGACCCUGCCCUUCUGAAGGGGGAUUACCUCAGCACCAGCAAACUCUGUGGGAAGAGCCCAGUUGAGGAUGAUGAAGAUGACGAUGAUAUCGAUGAUCUGGGGAAUGGUUGGGAUGAGAGCAGUUCCAUCAGCAGCGGUUUGAGUGAUGGCUCAGACAACCUCAGCUCAGAAGAGUUCAACACAAGUCCCACACUCAACUCUCUUCCCACCACUCCAAUCGGCUCCCGCAGAAACUCAGCUGUCGUGAUGCGCACGGAUGCAGAGAAAAGAUCUCUAGUUGAGAGCGGUCUGUCCUGGGACACCGACGAUACCAAACCAAGCCGCAAGAGCCAGGGCAGCGGCAUUUAUGAAACAGGAAGUCUCAAGUCUGAGUCUGCCAAUAAAUGGAAAAAGACGCGGACGCAUGGGGAGGGCCUGGAAGGAGGGAAAGGUGAACUGAAGAAACCUCAGACCCUGGGUCAGGGAAAUGUGUUGAAGAAAGGAAGAAACCCCCCUGUGGGAGUCACGUCCCCAAUCACACACACUUCCCAGAGUGGGCUAAAAGUGGCAGGUUCAGUCAAGUCAGACGGAAAGCCAAUGGAUAAAUCUCGGUUAGCAGUGAAGACGUCUAGCCUACAGCGUUCCUCUUCUGAUGCUGGGAAAGAUCACAGAAAUGGCACCAGCACUGGGGAGCAACGCAAACCUCCGUCCGGCCUUGUCAGACCCUCAACAGGAGGAAACUUUGGCUUUAAGAAGCCCAACACAGCUAACGGCACUAACAACUCCAGCACACCCACUGUCACCAGCACAGGUGGCAGCUCCAUACCCUGCAACUCUACAACUGUGGGGAAGAUUCCCAAAUCAUCUGGUAUUCCUGUCAAACCAGUGUCUGGUGGUGGAGGAGGAGGAGGACGGAAGACAAGUCUGGAUGUUUCAAACAGCGACCAGAGCGGUUUUCUCUCUCCAAACGCCAGAACGUCUCUCCAGUAUCGCUCUCUGCCCCGUCCAGCAAAGACAAGCACCCUUACACUUACCCGACCAAGCUCAGCCCGUCCUGUGAGCACCACCGUGGACACAGGUUCAGGGCUGAGCAAACCAUCAGCAUCCCAGGGUUCGAGGCUCAAAGAGCCCACCUCAGGAUCAGGGUUAAGUAAGUCAGGGGGUCGUGGGAUCCCAAGCCCCAGUCCUGUCAAUCAGACAGACAGGGAAAAAGAGAAAGAAAAGGCCAGAACUAAAUCUGUGGUAUCUGACUCUGAGUGUGGAGGUGGCUCUCUGAAGGGCAGCCCAGCUCAGACCCCAUCUGAAAACGGAGGGAAGCUGCAGGGGUUGAGACCGCCGAGCAGUGGAAAGAGCAUGGAUCUGCCCUCACCUAAUACACACAGGUUGUCCAGUGUACGCAGUAUAGCUAAACCUCCCUCCAUGGCCCAGCUGGACAAACUGAACUCCAAUAGCCUGGAUAUAGGAGUUCAUGACGCCCUCCCACCCAAGAUCCCUCCCUACUCUAAACUCCAGGACCUGGCCAGCUCAACCAGCCCCUGUCUGACCCCCAGCCCUGCUCCCUUACUCAAUGUGAACUCUUCUUCUUGCUUCUCCAGCUCGGGGACUGGUUUGGGUCCCAGGCAGGUCUCUUCUCUGGGGGUUGAAGUGAGCGCAGGGAGCACCUCUCCCCUUCUUUACCCUCGUCUGUCUGGGCUCCAUCGCAGUAUGGAGUCACUGUCGCUCCACAUGAGUCUGGCCCCAGAGCCCAAGGAGAAGGAGAAGGAGAGGGAGAGUUUGGUGCGGGGUUACACCACCUUAGAGCCCCGAGACAAAGACAGACAGGAAGACAGUGGCCAUCCUGCCAGCUGGAGUUCUGGAAGUAAAGUCUCAAUGUCGCUCAUUGAUAGUUCUCAGAGAGACAGAAACACGCUGCCAAAGAAAGGUUUGAGUUUCAAUGGUGCCUCUCAGGCAGAAAAUGAAGGGAAGGAGAAAGGAGAGAGGAGACACUCUCAUACUAUCCUUGGUAUGACUGACUCGCUCACUCUCCCAUUGCUGUCCUCACCCACCUCCCUGCCCCGCACCUCUAAGACCAGUAUGGUGCCCAGCCCUGUUGGCGGACCUCCGAGGAUGACUCGAUCAAACAGCAUCCCAACACACGACGCCUCUCUGGAGCUGUACGGAGCUUCUCCCCUGGGCAGCACAUUGUCACUGGCUGAUCGUCCACGCAGCAUGGUUCGCUCUGGAUCCUUCAGGGACAAGGAGCAGGAUGAGAUGCAUGGGUCGGUGCUCUCUCUGGCAUCCAAUGCUUCGUCCAGCUACUCUUCGGUGAGUGUUGGCAGCAUGCAGACUCAGCAAAUCCGUAAGCUGAGGAGAGAGUUGGAAUCAUCCCAGGAGAAGGUGUCGAACCUUACAACUCAGCUAACAGCUAAUGCAAAUCUGGUGGCUGCCUUCGAGCAAAGUUUGGCAUUGAUGACAACUCGGCUGCAGAGUCUGUCAAUAAGCCACGAACAGAAGGAUUCAGAGCUGAUGGAGCUGAGGGAGACCAUCGAUGCUCUGAGGGCCAGGAAUGAAGAAGCCCAGGCUGUCAUACAUGGCGCCUUAAACAACCCAGAUAAUAUGAAAGACUUACGUAUUCGGCGUCAGAACUCGUGUGAGAGCAUCUCCAGUCUCAACAGCCUAACCAGCAUGUCGAGUGUGGGUAGCAUGAAGGAUCAAGAUGCAAAGAAGAAGAAGAAGAAGAGCUGGUUGAGGAGCUCAUUCAACAAGGCGUUUAGCAUCAAGAAAGGCUCCAAAACAUACUCAGACAUCGAGGAAAUCGCCACUCCUGACUCCUCGGCUCCCAACUCUCCAAAGAUGCUUCAUGAGGGGGGAGAAGGAGGAGAAAACGUCUCCUCAGCUCUGAAAACCUCGGCCUCUGCCACCUCUUCUGUGAUCAUGGAGAGUACAGAGGAAGGAGACGUUGAGGAAACAGCAGUAUCAGAGUUACGUUCUGAACUCUGGGUAAAAGAGAGAGAGCUGACAGACAUCCGACUGGAGGCUUUAAGCUCGGCGCAUCAGCUAGAGCAGCUCAGAGAAGCCAUGAAUAACAUGCAGGCAACAGUUGAGAACUUGAAGGCAGAGAAUGACCAUUUAAAAACAGGAAGUCAGCUCCAUCUCCCAAGUUCUGGCCCCACCUCCUCCACCUCCCAGCCCUCAGGCUUAGCAUCCCUCCUGGGCCCAUCAUUGAGGCAGCCAAUGAGCAUGUCCCUCACCAAGUCCUUCAGCCUCAGUCUGAAUGAUUGUAAAGAUCCAGAUUUGUCUCCAGUUGAGACUUUAAGUGUGUCUUCCCAGAUGGAUGAGGUGUGCAUGCGAGUUUUCAUCCGUAUUGGAGAUCAAGCAAAGGAUAGUAAACAGCAGCAGGAGUUCUACCUGGGCUCAAUACUGAUCAAUGCAAGGACAGACUGGGUCUGUCUGGACUCCCUCAUAUCUAAGACCUUUAAGGACUACCUGGCUCAAGUGGACCCCACAUCUAGCCUUGGUCUGUCCUGUGAUUCACUGCUCAUGUAUCAGCUGACACAGGGAGGGCAGAGGGUAAUGGGAGGAGACAAACCUCAAACUUCACCAUAUUGUUGUCUCAGCGGUGGUUCGGCUAGAAUUUUUGUCACCCUUAAAGGUCUUAGAGAAAAAUGUGUUGACUCUCUGGUGUUUGAGACUCUGAUCCCUAAGCCGAUGAUGCUGCACUACAUCAGUUUGCUGCUGAAGCACAGGCGCCUGGUUCUGUCUGGACCCAGCGGGACGGGAAAGACUUACCUGGCUCAGCGUCUGGCCCAUUACCUCCUGCAGCGCAGCCAAAGCGACUUGUCUGAGGCAGAUCAUGAGCCGUGCCUCGCAGGUCGCGGUGCUGCCGUCACCUUCAACAUGCAUCGUCAGACGCAGAAGGAGUUGCAGUUGUAUUUGUCCAAUCUAGCCAAUCAGAUUGACAGAGAGAGUGGAGGAGAGCUACCACUGGCUGUUUUGAUUGAUGACAUCAGUGACUCAGCAGCCAUUACUGAGCUUGUAAACGGAGCUCUCACCUGCAAGUAUCAUAAAUGUCCUUACAUCAUUGGAACAACUAAUCAACCUGUGAAGAUGUCGUCUAACCAUGGACUGCACCUUAGCUUCAGGAUGGUGAUGUUCUCCAACAAUGUGGAGCCAGCAAACGGAUUCCUAGUGAGGUACCUGCAUCGUAAAGCUGUCGAGGCCUAUCAGGAGAAAGAGCAGGAUGCAGCACGUCACCAGGCCCUCCUACAUGUACUGGACUGGGUCCCUCAGCUCUGGUAUCACCUGCACACUUUCCUGGAGAAACACAGCACUUCAGACUUCCUCAUAGGUCCCUGCUUCUUCCUGUCAUGUCCCGUAUCAGUGGCCGAGUUCAGACAGUGGUUCAUUGACCUUUGGAAUCACUCCAUCAUACCUUACCUGCAGGAGGGGGCCAAAGAUGGCAUCAAGGUACACGGGCACAAAGCUGUGUGGGAGGAUCCAGUGGAGUGGGUGAGAGGGACUCUACCUUGGCCAAAUGCACAGCAGGAUCAGUCCAGGCUCUUCCAUCUACCUCCCCCCAGCAUUGGUCCACCCAGUGAGGAGAAGAAGCCCCCCAAAGAUACACCUCCACCCAGCACACUGGAGUCAGACCCACUGAUGGCCAUGCUGCUGAAGCUCCAGGAGUCGGCAAAUUACAUAGAGUCUCCAGAGCGGGAGGGCUGCUUGGAUCCCACUCUGCAGGCUACACUCUGAGGACAGCACUCAUCUAUUAGUCUCAUUACAGAACUAUAAACUCUUUAUUAAGAUCAACACAACGAGUGUGGCCCUAAAGAGACUUUAAAGACUUGAUAGUAAACUCUACUGUGUGCUCAAUGAGCAGCAAAGCUAAGUGUAAAGGAUCUACCAGAGAUUAUAGAUGAAGGUUUGCUCUGCCCUGCUAUUGGGACUUUGGAAAGACAAAGUGCUUUCAAAGGAAGCUGUGAUGAUCACGUCAGGGAACGACUUCUCUGCCCUCUUUUUGCUCCACAUAAAAUGUUGAAUUUGCAAGUGCAUGGUAACCUGAUUAGUAUGAUGCAAAAUAUACAUAUAAUCCUAUCAGUCCUCACCCAUUCUUUUCUGUUCCUAAUGUUUUUAUUGGCCGAUACUUUCCAAAACUUUUUGGUGCUUACAGUUCUGAUUUUCUUUGAAGGUGCAUGCUCUGUUUCAAAAAUAAUUCAUGAUAAGUAGGAUCAUCACGCGACAACAGCCAAAAAUGCACUUUAUUUUCUAUUCAUAGAAAUUGGACUUUAGGAGGCUGUGUCAGUGAUGGUGUAUCAAAAAGGAGGAUGAGUUUGGCCAAAUUUAUGCAGUUCACUAGAAAUCCCUCUAGAUGGCAGCAUCUUCCUUGCUCUGCCUCUCCUGCUGUGCGAUGUCUGACUUCUCAAAGGUGCUAAGAAAAAACAGUCUUGGCACCACAGCUAUGAAAAUGGCCUUGAAUGUUUUUCUUUUGCAGUUCAGCCAUUGAGUCAAUCAUGGACCGAAUGUCAAAGAUGUAAAAGCAACAUGCAUGGGUUAAGAUUUAAGGAAAUAGUGAGGCAGUGUUGGUUUUUGUAGAAAUGUCAUAAAUGGACUUAGUAGCCACUGGUUUCCUCCUGUUAUAAAUCCUCAACAUGCAGUGUUAUCAACUCAAGAAAACAACAAUUCUUGUUUUAUCAGGCCGACACUUCUGGCUAUGCUUGCGUGUACUCUGUAGUUAUAGAUCAGUUUUAACAGAAUUUCUUGUGAUAGAUGAGGAUACAGCUUUGAAAAUCUUGAUUUUGUAGGAUUUUAUACUCAAAAACCAUGGGAUAACAGCAACUUCCACCUAUAGGCUUCAUAUCCUCAACAAAGGCUGAGGUUUUAAAAUUUAUCCACCACUGUUUGAAUCAUUUCUCAUUCAUUUUAUCACAAAGAGGGAAAAAACUGCCAUCAAGGUAUUAAAAAAUCUGCAAGCUUUUUCUUCCCGAUUGCAUUUGCUUUUUAUACCUUUGAUAACAUUUUUACAGUGUAGAUAUCAUGAUCCUUCCCACACUUGUCAAGGAUACUGUCUGAGUAAGGGCUGAUGAAAGGUUGAAACUCAUCUUUUAAGUGGCUUCCUCCUUUUCUUUCCCCUCAUUGGUUUGCACAUAAUAUAUGUUAGAGUUCUAGAUGACAGAGUAUUUAUUGCUCAUAUCUUUGACUGUUCUUGGGUGAAGGAAAACAAAUUAAAAAGAUGUGAAGUAGAAGGGAUCUUCUUAAACCUCCUGGCCCCCUAUGCCCUAAAGUACCUCAGACUGCCGUAUUCUGCCCAGAUGUUCCUCUACUUCUCCAAACAGGGUGCUGGUGUAAAGUAGAGACAUGAUGCCUACUUGUAACUGUGCCUGAAACACAAUUUGGCCUGAAGCUGCAUUUGGCUGCUUUAAUUUACCACAUGGAGGCCUCAGUUUAGAGGAAACAUCAUCACUUCCUCUCACCUACUCUGAUGUCACUUUAUAUCGUCACCUAGAUGCCCAAUUGAGUCAGAGAGUGUUUUUUAUGUGAUCUGAGCUGUCGGCUCAGGUGAUGUUUGUGUGGGUAGGAAUUUGGGCUGCUUGUGUCACUAUGUUUAAACUAAAGAGUGAGAGAUUUGACAUCUUUAAAGAGUUUCCUGAGAGUUAGAAGCAGAUGUGAUGUUGAUCCAGGUAUCCUUAAUGUGUUUUUCCAAAGUUUAUUUCAUUGGACCUACCACACUUAACCUUAUCGCGGGAGGGAUUUUUUAAGAACUGGAUAUCUUCCUCUUUUUUGUUUUUAAGAGCUGACAUUUGUUUUAGUUUUUUUUUUCUUAUGCAAAUAUUUGUAAAGGUUCUUUUUUCUCUUUUGUACAUGGCAUCAUUAUUGUAAAACUGUAAAUAGUGCAUCUGCGACAACAAUCAUUAAAAACAUGUCUAUAUGUAGAUCUGAGAGAAGGCAUUGUACUUUGAUGCAGAAAAUGAGCAUCUUUUGUGGAUUUAUUGUCUUCCUCCAGUAGGAAGGAGCACUUGGCUUGAAAGGAGGCCUAAGAAUGGUUUCAUGACAUGUCUCUAUAACCACAUUAAAUCUCAUAUGCCUAACAUUGAGCAAAGGACACAAUAAAGUCAUGCCAUUCUUCA
Molecule: messenger RNA, 9675 nt
Organism: Cheilinus undulatus (humphead wrasse)
Lineage: Eukaryota; Metazoa; Chordata; Actinopteri; Labriformes; Labridae
Product: neuron navigator 1-like
Exons: 34
Coding region: 452-7303 (2283 amino acids)
Biological process (GO): neuron migration; nervous system development; microtubule bundle formation
Cellular component (GO): microtubule cytoskeleton; axon initial segment
Molecular function (GO): ATP hydrolysis activity
Source: RefSeq, a predicted model, not a curated record